CAGAAGUUACACUCAUUCAUACAACAGAAGGAGCGUGGCUGCUCACUGAGAAGUGUUGCACUCACUUGUUUGUACUUCCUCGGUAGCAAAUUUGCAGUCAAGAACUCACAUCCCCUCAUUUCCUCUCCACCUGUUCCUGGCCUGCCACAAGACUUUCCUGCCUGCUGCAGAGAACUGCUGCAUGCCACAGAGAGCUUUAUAUGCUACAGUGCCUGCAAAAUUGGAGAAAUGGUUACCAUCACACCUGAAAACGUUACGCAACUUUACAAUGUUGUGGCCACACAGGAGUUUACAAUCAGACCAGCAGAUUUCUACAAUAAUUCAAAUGUGCAUCAGAUGAAUAAAUAUGAAUGUAUUAAUCCAGAUACAUGGCAAUGGUUACAGACUUAUCAGCCUGGAUUCCUUUGGAUUAUAUUUAUUCUGGGAACAAUAGAAAAUGCCUUUGUCCUUAUCGUCCUGUGCUUCCACAAGAGUCGCUGCUCCGUGGCUGAAAUUUACCUAGCAAACAUGGCACUUGCUGAUCUAAUGUUCGUCUGUGCUUUGCCUUUCUGGGCCAUUAAUAUUUCUAAUAAAUUUCAGUGGCCUUUUGGCCUGUUCCUCUGUAAAGCUGUCAACACAAUCAGCUACAUGAACUCUUACGCUAGCGUUUAUUUUCUGACAUUAGUGAGCAUCGACCGUUAUCUGGCCUUGGUAAAAACCAUGUCUCUGGGACGGAUGCGGCGAACAGCCUGUGCCAAGUGGAACAGCUUUAUAAUCUGGAUGUGUGCAUUGUUCAUAUGCUCACCUACAAUGGUGUUCCGAAACUUACAGUAUUUCAAAGAUUACAACAUCACAGCCUGCUCUCUUGAUUAUCCAAGUCCCUACUGGCACCCUGCAAACAAUUGCCUGCUGAAUACUGUGGGCUUCAUGAUUCCACUCUGUGUAAUUACCUAUUGCACUACUCAGAUCACCAAGGCCUUACGAAGUAAUGAGUUACAAAAACUGAAGUUAAUCCAGACAGAGAGGAAAGCCACCUUGCUGGUCCUUGCUGUGCUCUCGCUGUUUGUCAUUUGCUGGCUUCCAUUCCAGAUCAGCACUUUCAUUGACACAGUCUGCUACCUAGCAGGGAAUUUGAAAUGCCUUGAAGAAGUCAAUGAUAUUGUGACCCAGAUGGCAAUGUACUGCGCCUUUAGCAACAGUUGCUUGAACCCAGUCCUGUACGUUAUUGUUGGGAAGCACUUCCAGAAGAAGGCAGUGGAAUUCUACAAGGACUUGAUUCCACAAAGGUGCAGAAAAUCACAGUCUGUUAAGACAGAAAACUCUCUGGACACUUUAAGAACUUCCAUUUCAAGUGAAUAUCUAAGGAAAAAGUCUGUUUUGCCAUCAUCACAAUAGCACAAUUUGUUCAUAAUGGAAAAAAACAAAGAAACAACAAUUUUAACAUAUCAGUCUCCACUAAUAUGCAUCUGCUAUGAGUCAACAGAAUGAACACGUAGCAGCAUUCAUCAUUUGAGGGAAAGCAAUGGUUUGAUCUUAAAAUCAAACCCAGUACAGUGAAUUGCUUCUAAUAUUACUGGUCAUUUUUUUUAAUUGAAUCAUUCUUUGUAGCAUAUUUACAUUUUCAUGGCUGAAUUAUAGUGUUUUGCAUGUAUCAUUUGAAAUGAUUGUAUUUCUGUGGAAUAUAAGCGUCAGAAUGUACAUACAGUUCUCUCAAUAGAGUCCCAGUCUGGAAGCUAUUGUAAGGGUCAUGCAACUACUUAUGGUACCUAUACCCUUGGAUAGAGUACUUUUUUUGAUAGGAUGGAGUUGUAUUUAUGUAAGUUUAAAUGAAUCCAUCAAGACUAUUAUUGAAAUGGAUUUUCAAACAUGGUCACCUUCUGGGCUUUUCUUUUUUCUGCUUUGAAGUAAUUUUAUUUACUUGAUUUACAAGCUGAGCCUUCUUGCAAGUGCUCUGACUGCUAGGUGCUGAUUUACAUCUGCCUGUAUGUAUACAUAGUUCAGAAAAGGCAGUGCAGUAAAGAAAGGAAGGCUGCAGCCAACCUCAUGAAGGCAGUGGCGUUUUCUUUAUAGCAGGAGGAUCUUUACUCCUGCAGUGAGUACUUUACUGCAAUGAGUACUACUUUACUGCAAUGAGGUAAAGCAUUCGCUAUAGAGAGCUGUUUGGAGUUAAUGUUACUUACAUUUAUACCUAUCCUUCAGCUCAGAAUUUUGUUUUUGAAUAUUCACAAAGCAUAAUUAAUAUUUGCAAUAUUAUUUAAUGGAAACAAAUGCUCAGCGCAAUGGGCAUAUUCUCACAAGAAGAAAAAUAUAGAGGAGAGCAUCACCUCACUGUCUUAGAUAGAUGACUGAAGCUAAUAGAGGUCUCGAAUGCUAGGAAUACUCAAAAUAUGGCAUUUUCCAAUUCUAAUACUACCUAAAUUUUAUUUACAAUUAGUCUAACUGAUUAAAAUACAAGAUAACAAUGCAUAAGUUAGACAAUUUAAAGAUGAAAGAAUUCUACAUAGAGGAAGCUCAGUGUCCUUAAUAGCCAGUAAGCACUUUUACUUCUAGGAACCUAGAUCUAAAACCAAAUUGGAGACAAUAUAAAAGCUUCUGAAAUCGACAGAGCCUUCCUGUUCCUUUCAAAGCACUUAAAGUUGGAACUUUAAGCACUUAAAUUAAAACUCCGAAGAAAUAGAGUUUUGAGACAUCAGUAAACUCAAAGUGCUAAUGUGUGACCUUUAUUCAUAAGAGCUAGAAUGGAGUAAUAAAGGUCUAUUCAAGCUAGGAAAUCUGUAUUCAACCUAAAAAGUAAUUAAACACUCUUGAAGUCUGUGAAUGUGCUAUAUAAACUACAGGAUUUAGAUGGCUGCAGAUAAUUUAUAAACAAUUUCUAUAAGUUUCAUUUAAACACACAUUAUAAUUCUAUGUCAUAAAUAUUUCUACUGUUUGUUCUAUAUAUUGUCCAAGAUGCCUGUGAUGAAACACUGCAAGUCUUACUGUUAUCUCCAGUGUUACUAAUAUCAGGAGUAUGCUGUUCCCACAACCUUUAAGUGAAACCGUACAGAGGUUAUGGGGACAAUGGAAGAGAAUUUUGAGUAUUUGGUACUGACAAGUAAAAUAUGAAAAUAUUAUGACAUGUAAAGAAUAUGACAUUAAUUUAAAGUAUGUAAAUAAAUAGAUGUGUUAUUUUGCUAUACAGUAAAUACGUACAACAGAGAAUAAACUACCUUGAGAUAUGAAAUGUGAUGGUGUUUUGUUCUCUAGCUUGAGUUCACUUACUUAGGAGGGACUUGUCAGAAGUGCAACUGUUCUUUCACUUCCUGUUCUACCAAGAGAAAGCAAGUUGAAAGAACAGAAUUUUAGC
This is a messenger RNA of Phasianus colchicus (ring-necked pheasant), 3325 nucleotides long. The record is from RefSeq and is a predicted model, not a curated record. NCBI's taxonomy places the organism in Eukaryota, Metazoa, Chordata, Aves, Galliformes, Phasianidae.